Messenger RNA from Paramacrobiotus metropolitanus, 3923 nucleotides. Its product is annotated as DNA mismatch repair protein Mlh1-like. The transcript is spliced from 10 exons. Gene Ontology annotation, biological process: mismatch repair. Lineage: Eukaryota; Metazoa; Tardigrada; Eutardigrada; Parachela; Macrobiotidae. Gene Ontology annotation, molecular function: ATP hydrolysis activity; mismatched DNA binding; ATP-dependent DNA damage sensor activity. The record is from RefSeq and is a predicted model, not a curated record. The coding region runs from base 283 to 2325 and encodes 680 amino acids. Gene Ontology annotation, cellular component: MutLalpha complex.
UCCAGUUUAUAUCAAGUUUUACUUCCUGAAUUUAUUUAGCUGAUUAUAAAUUAUCAGUGAUUUUUAUCUCUGUACGAUUAUGAAUUAGACACUGCAUAUGGCUUAGCUUCGCAGGCGUAAAUACAUAUUUGUGAAUUGUGACCAGAUUCGCAAAAUGCUGCGUCUGAACUUCUAUCCUUUUACCGUUUACGGAUGAUAUAAUCAAAGUCCAACAGCCUUAAUCGUGCUUUGGCUGCUUGAACUGGCAGUCCUGCAAUAGAAAUAGAUUAUCCUCCAAGGACAAUGACGAACCCUCGACCAGGCCCCGGUCGGAUUCACAAGCUGGACGAGAGUGUCGUUAAUCGCAUCGCUGCGGGGGAAAUCAUCGUGCGUCCUGCUAAUGCUGUGAAGGAGAUGCUGGAGAACAGUCUGGAUGCAGGCGCGACCGAAAUCAGUGUGGUGGUGAAAAACGGCGGACUUGGUAUGGUGCAGAUCCAUGAUAAUGGCUGUGGGAUUAAGAAAGAGGAUUUCUCCAUCGUAUGCGAACGGUUCACGACGAGUAAAAUCGAGAAAUUCGACGACAUUACCCGGUUAACUAGCUUCGGAUUCCGUGGGGAAGCGUUAGCCAGUAUUAGCUUCAUCGGCAAAGUGCGCAUCAUCAGCCGGACAGCGGACGCGGUGUGCGCCUAUCAGAUGGAGUACAACAUGGGAUUACCCAUGGCCGCCGCGAAAGCCCUGGCAGGAAAUGUUGGCACCAUGAUUACCGUGGAAGAUUUUUUCUAUAAUAAUCCAACCAGACGCGCCGUACUGUCCAGCGCUGCGGAUGAAUACGGGAAGAUUAUGGAAGUGCUGACAAAGUAUGCGAUGCGCUAUCCGCAUGUAGGAUUUUCUCUGAGAAAAUUCGACCAGCAUGCUGCUGAUCUGCGCACCCCGGCCAAGUCCACGACAUUGGAUAACGCUAAAAUUCUAUUCAAAGAUACCAUCUCGCGAGAACUUCUGCCUGUUGAGGAUACGAAUGACAAAUUCCAGUAUAAACUAACCGGUUACGUUAGUAAUCCCAACUUCUCCACCAAGAAGUACAUCUUCCUUUUCUUCAUAAACGGAAGAGCGGUGGAAUGCGGUGAACUGCGAAAGUGUAUGGAAUUACUGUAUGCUCCCAUAUUGCCAAAACAGGGCUUUCCUUUCGUUUACUUGAGUUUGGAUUUGCCACCCAUUCUCGUGGACGUCAACGUGCAUCCCACCAAAGCCGAGGUGCAUUUCCGCUUUGAGAAGGAAAUCAUCGCCAGCCUGUACACCGCCGUCCAGCAGUGCCUUCUAACCUGCGAUCAGUCGCGCACCUACUCUGUUAUCAUCCCUCCGGCGCGCACCCUCUCCACCGGCUCCAACAGCAACGAACUGCCGUAUCUCAGUCAGGCCAGCACCAUCCUGCCCGACCGCAUCACCCCCGCGCGGGCGGUCCGCACCGACAGCCGCCUGCAGACGCUGGACGCAUUCAUCCGGCCGUCCAGCGCCCUGGACAUCGAUGUGGAUGAGGAACUACGCAGUAUGGAGACCGCGGCCUCGGAGGUGGUCAGUUCGGUGCUGGCGACCAAGGAGCGCGCCCGGGAGUUUAAUUAUACCAGUCUGCUGGAGCUGCGGGCCACCGUGGAGGGCAGUAUGGAUGUGGAGCUGCGGAAGGUGUUCGCCGAGCAUAAGUUUGUCGGGUGUGCGUCGGAGAACACGGUGCUGAUACAACAUGGGACCAAAAUGUUCGCGGUGAAUAUCAGACGACUGAGUGAAGAAUUGUUUUAUCAGCUGGUGCUAUUCGAUUUCGGCAACUUCGGUGUGUUUAAACUGGAAAAGCCCUUCCCGCUUCGCAAGCUGCUGUACUUGGCCAUGGAUGAGCAUAGUGCGACGCCUGUCAGUGAUUUGGCGGAAAGGGAACAUAUCGCCGAUAAAGCCACGGAAUUCUUGAAGGGCAAAGGAAAAAUGUUGGCUGAUUACUUCUCGCUACAGUUUAGCACGCAAGGAAAUCUGUUAACGUUACCGAUAUUGUUGACCAAUUAUGUUCCACCGUUGUCUGAACUCCCGUUAUUUAUUGGCCGACUGGCGACGGAAGUACGAUGGACAUCGGAAAAGGAGUGCUUCGAAGACAUCGCCCGUGAAAUCGCCAGUUUCCACGCAUUCUGUCGGGAUUUCUACGCGGAAAAUGACAAUACAGCUGCAUCAUGGAAAUGGACCGCUGAGCACAUCAUCAUGCCGGCCGUUCGCUCCAUGCUGCUCCCGCCCAAAUCCAUGUGGACGGACAGGAUUAUUGUGGAAGUUGCUGAUCUGCCGAAACUCUACCGGGUCUUUGAACGCUGCUGAAAGUGCGAUGAGGCGCAGCGUUUCUAUGGAGUUGAUCUGAUUCACCGCGUGAGUCGGGCUGGUAUGUGAUCUGCUCUUGUCGGGAUUAUACAGAAUCUGAUGGAGACUUAAAAUACAUCCAGUGUGAAUUUUUACGAGUCAGUUGACGCAGUUUUCUUCCUUUUUCUGUGAUUUUUUAAAUUUUUCUGCUUUAUUGUUGUUUUUAUUGUACUAUUAUAAAUGGAAUAAAUUUAUGUGUUCAUUUGACAGAAUCAGGUUCGGGUUUUUUUUGGCUGGAAAUGAUUUUUAAAAAUUAAACUUUUUAAAUUCAGCGAGUCUUAACAGAGUCGAGUGUUUUUUGCGGACACGUUUUCGUUUGGAUUUUGCCGUUACAGAAUGCAGUGACAGCGCAGGAAAAGCAGAAGGAUAUUUGUCUUUGUUCUAAAAAAAGGUACCUAAUUGUAUGCUGUGUUAGCACAACGCAUCACGCGCGCGCUUGCGCUGGGCCCAGAAUCUGAACUUGGCCGGCAUAAUUUGCAAAAAAUAGCACGACAACAUGAUCACAUUGGUGCGGCGAGUAAACGGAGAAAGGGUUUAUUUUUAAAGAUUGUAUGUCAAGAACGAUGAGCGGGGUCGUUGCAAUGUGAAGCCCAGCAGUGCGGAGUGUUGCGUGUGGUGUCUUAGAAAUGCAGGGGAUAUGCAUGUGAUUCGUAUAUGGGGAAUUUGGGGGAAUUCGCUGCUAAAAAUACACGAACUCGGACUGUGAGCGCUGUUUCGGUAUGUUGUCAUAGCCCGGUUUCCGAGAGCGGUGCUGGUCAUAUGGCACAAUCUGCUGAUUGUCAUUAGAUGAAUUGUGGGGGUUAACGGGGAUGAUCGUCCAGCUGGGUUAUUACUUAGCCUAGAUGUGCAACCGCUGAUCGACAAAACAACAUCUGUAGGCAGAAUUGUGAAAUUUUUUACUUUGCAUAUUGUUUAGUGAACUUACAAAGAUAACAGUUAAUUUUGGCGUACUAAUCAAGCAGUUUUUUUUUUAAAUUUGGAAUUCCGAAUGACCAUUGAUCGAGCUAACUAGCAACAGUAUGGUGUGUUGAGGGAAAUUCUUUUACGUUUUCCGUUGGUAUAACUUCAUUAUUUAUUAAGUUAUUUUUGCCGACUGUUGUGUUAUGUUGUACAAACACAGCAUCUCGUUAUCGAUAACGCACAGUACUUCUGAUUCACAUUAGAGGAAACCAAUUUUCGUCAACUAUCGUAGUGCAGUGUAUCGGGUGAAAGACAGGCGCAAGUAGAAUGUCAUGGAAAUUAUUUCACAGAAUAAAAAUGUUGUACAGCUAUGCUUUUUGUCGUUAAAUUGUUACUUUUUUCCUACUUGUUUACGGCAGUUUCUGUCCCGUUAUGGUGUGAACUGCUAUAGAAGAUUUAAGAAAAAAUUUUUAUUUAAAUGUUUUGCGGUUAUAGUUUAUUUUGCGUUUUUUAUAUCAGUGAAUUUUUCGAAUUACAAACAGUAGUAUUUGAAAAUGGCGGAGAUGUUCGUGAUAUUUUUGCUGGUUUUACGUGUUUUCUUGACACUGCAGGGGAGCGUUGUUUUUCGGUGAAGGCAAGAUUUCCGUCAAGGUGAUUCU